This is a messenger RNA of Elephantulus edwardii (Cape elephant shrew), 1200 nucleotides long. It is a transcript of the gene SUCNR1, whose product is annotated as succinate receptor 1. Gene Ontology annotation, molecular function: G protein-coupled receptor activity. Gene Ontology annotation, cellular component: plasma membrane. The record is from RefSeq and is a predicted model, not a curated record. Lineage: Eukaryota; Metazoa; Chordata; Mammalia; Macroscelidea; Macroscelididae. Gene Ontology annotation, biological process: G protein-coupled receptor signaling pathway. Bases 1 to 1200 code for a protein of 399 amino acids. The transcript has 3 exons.
AUGACUUUGUGGCACAGCUGGCCCAGGAGGGGCUUCCAGACACCACAUCGGCUGCGUCUACAAAACACUGAGGCCCAGACCAGGCACACUCACACCUGGAUCAUCUCACCUCUUUGCCUGAACAUUCCUCCAGCAUCCAAAGCCUCACCCACAGCCAGUACUCAAGCUGGACCCCUUCUGGGACCCAGCCUUGCUGUGACAGCUGGCUGGCUGAGAAGGCCGCUUAUUCUCAUACCAUCUCAGUCGGUGUGGAAUUCAACUUGCAAAAACUGGCAGACAGCAACAACUGAUCUGGAAAAAUAUUACCUGUCCAUUUUUUAUACAAUCGAGUUCAUUCUCGGAAUCCUCGGAAAUACUGUUGUAGUUUUUGGUUACCUCUUUUGUCUGAAGAACUGGAAUAGCAGCAAUGUUUAUCUCUUUAAUCUUUCUAUCUCUGACUUGGCUUUUUUAUGCACCCUUCCGAUGCUGAUAAGAAGUUAUGCCAAUGAAGACUGGUUAUAUGGGCGCGUGCUUUGUAUAAGUAACCGAUAUGUGCUUCAUGCAAACCUCUACACCAGCAUUCUUUUUCUUACUUUUAUUAGUAUUGACCGAUACCUGCUCAUGAAACAUCCUUUCCGGCAACACCUUCUGCAAAAGAAGGAGUUUGCCAUUUUCAUUUCCUUGGCUAUCUGGGUUUUGGUAACACUACAGCUAUUGCCCAUGCUUAACUUUAUAAAUUCUUUUAAACUUGACAAUCGCACCUAUUGUAGAGAUUAUGCAAGCUCUGGGGACCCCAAACAAAGUCUUAUUUUCAGCUUGUGUCUGACAUUCACAGGAUUCCUCAUUCCUCUUUCUAUGAUGGGCUUCUUCUAUUUCAAGAUUGCUCACUUCCUGAAGCAGAGGCGCCGACAACUGACUACCGCAAUGCCCCUGGAAAGGCCACUCAACUUAGUUACCAUGGCGGUGAUGAUAUUCUUAGUACUUUUCACUCCGUACCACAUAAUGCGGAACGUGAGGAUUGCUUCACGUUUGGAAAGCUGGAACUUGUCCCAUUGUACUAAGGUCAUCAUUCAUGCCUUGUACAUUGUAACCCGACCGUUGGCGUUCCUAAACAGUGCCAUCAACCCUGUCUUCUAUUUCCUCAUGGGAGAUCACUUCAGAGAGAUGUUGAUAAAUAAACUAAGACAACAGUUCAAACUCAUUACAUUCUGUAGAAGAUGA